AUGGCCAGAAGACCAGCGAGAUGUUAUCGCUACUGCAAGAACAAGCCAUAUCCCAAGUCACGAUUCAACCGUGGUGUGCCCGACCCUAAGAUCCGUAUCUUCGAUCUCGGACGAAAGCGUGCCAAUGUCGACGAAUUCCCUCUCUGCGUUCAUAUGGUCUCCAACGAGUACGAACAGCUGAGCUCUGAAGCGCUCGAAGCCGCCCGCAUUUGCGCCAACAAGUACCUCGUCAAGAUUGCAGGCAAGGAAGGUUUCCACCUUCGUGUGCGUGCUCACCCCUAUCAUGUCGUCCGAAUCAACAAGAUGUUGUCUUGCGCCGGUGCCGAUAGACUGCAGACUGGAAUGAGAGGAGCGUGGGGCAAGCCCAAUGGAACUGUUGCUCGUGUCAACAUUGGUCAAAUUCUUCUAUCAGUCAGAACCCGAGAUGUGCACCGUGCAACCGCCAUUGAGGCUCUCCGCCGGUCGAUGUACAAGUUCCCUGGUCGCCAAAAGAUCAUUGUCAGCAAAAACUGGGGAUUUACACCACUCAGACGCGAGGAAUACGUCAAGUUGAAGCAGGAAGGCCGUGUGUUGCAAGAUGGUGCAUAUGUUCAAUUCUUGAGAAACAAGGGUAACAUUGAGCACAACAUGAAGCGAUUCCCUGGUGCCUACGAAACUGCUAGCGAGGCAUAA
This is a messenger RNA of Exophiala aquamarina CBS 119918, 672 nucleotides long. RefSeq names its product 60S ribosomal protein L10-A. The transcript has 3 exons. NCBI's taxonomy places the organism in Eukaryota, Fungi, Ascomycota, Eurotiomycetes, Chaetothyriales, Herpotrichiellaceae. The record is from RefSeq and is a predicted model, not a curated record. The coding region runs from base 1 to 672 and encodes 223 amino acids. Gene Ontology annotation, biological process: translation; ribosomal large subunit assembly. Gene Ontology annotation, cellular component: ribosome; cytosolic large ribosomal subunit. Gene Ontology annotation, molecular function: structural constituent of ribosome.